AUGGUGCUGAAGCCAGAGCCGCUGACACGGGAACCAGUCUGGGUGCAGGUGCUGGUACGGGGGACAGUCCUGGAGCUGGUACUGGACCAAGGACCAGUCUGGGUGCUGGUGCUGGUUCGGGAACCAGCCUUGGAGCAGGUGCUGGUUCGGGAACCAGCCUUGAAGCAGGUGCUGGUGUGGGAUCCAGCCUUGGAGCAGAUGCUGGUGUGGGAACCAGACUUGGAGUGGGUGCUGGUGUGUUUGGAUACACAGACGCGAUACCGUUCAUCUGUGGCCAAGCUACAGGCGCACGACCCUGAGGAGGAACCCCUCAUGUAUGGGGUUUCUGGAGAGGAGGCCAUGCGAUAUUUUUCUGUGAACAAAGACACUGGUGUUGUGUGGCUUCGACACCCGCUUGAUCGUGAGACCAAGUCAGAGAUGCAAGUUGAAUUCUACGUGAGUGACAUUCAAGAGGUGGUGAAAGACACCGUCAACAUUCAGAUUGGCGACGUGAACGACAAUGCACCAAUCUUCCAUGGGCAGCCCUACACCGUCCACAUCCCAGAGAAUACACCAGUGGGCAAACUAGUUUUUAUGGUCAAUGCUACGGAUCCAGACCAGGGCACUGGAGGCAGUGUCCUCUUCUCCUUCCAGCCACCCUCUUCCUUCUUCAGCAUCGACGGAGCCCGAGGCACCGUCACUGUCAUCAAACCUCUGGAUUUUGAGGCUACCUCAGCCUACCAGCUUACUGUUAAUGCCACGGAUCAAGAUAAAAUAAGACCGCUGUCUCGACUCGCCAACUUGGCUAUCACUAUUACAGACGUCCAGGACAUGGACCCUAUUUUCACCAAUCUGCCCUAUAGUACCAACAUAGAAGAAGACGUUCCACUGGGUUACGAAGUGCGCAAGAUAACUGCCAUCGACCAGGAUUUGGGACGACCGAGAGGGAUCGGCUACAACAUCAUUUCAGGGAACACCAACAGUGUUUUUGCCCUGGACUACAUCAGCGGUGCCCUGACAGUGAAUGGCCAGUUGGACAGAGAAAACCCACUCUACUCAGCAGGAUUCACUCUAACUGUCAAGGCCACGGAGCUGAAAGAAGAUCGCAGUCCAUCAGAUGCCUCAGUGAGGACCACCUUUACCAUCCUGCUCAUUGAUAAGAAUGACAAUGCCCCAAAGUUCAACAGUUCUGAGUACCACGUCCGAAUCACUGAACUCGCCCAGGUGGGCUUCGCACUGCCCCUUUUCAUCCAGGCUGAAGACAAGGAUGAGGUGGGUGGCGUUAACAGUAUGUUCCAGGUGUUCCUGACGGGGAACAAUUCCGACUAUUUCACCAUCUCCCCCACGGCUGUACAAGGGCGUGCCGACAUUAGGAUGAGGGUUGCCAUGCCCUUGGACUAUGAGCGCAUCCGCAGCUACAGUUUUUCUCUCUAUGCCAAUGAGUCCAUGUCGGAUCAUGUGGGAUUUGCUCGUGUUUUCAUUGAUCUUAUCAAUGAAAAUGAUAACAGACCCAUCUUCAGCAAAUCCCUCUACAAUAUCAGCCUUCCUGAAAACACACCCAGUGGUACCUCACUGCUUCGUAUCCUGGCUACAGAUGGAGAUGUUGGCACGUUUGGUAUUGUGCAUUACUUCUUCAGUGAUGAACCAGACCAGUUUUCACUCGAUUCUGAAACAGGUUGGGUUAUUCUAAGAUCCAAUUUGGAUUAUGAGUUGAUGCGUCGCUUCACGCUGACUGUGCUGGCGAGGGACGGAGGCGGGGAGGAAACCAACGGCAGGAUCCGGGUCAACGUGCUAGACAUAAACGAUAAUGGGCCGCUUUUCCAGAAGGAGGCGUAUGUGGGCUCGCUCAGAGAGAACGAACAAGCUGUACAGCCGGUCGCCCGAGUCAGGGCAACAGAUGAGGAUUCUCCUCCCAACAACUUCAUCACGUACACCAUCAUUUCCACCUCAGCUUUCCCUGAUUUCUUCAGCAUCAUCAUGGUGGAGGGCUACGCAGUUAUCAGUGUCACAAGGCCUCUGGACUAUGAGAAGGUUCCCGGUGGAACGAUCCAUUUGACAGUGAUGGCCAAAGAUGGAGGAAACCCAUCGCUUAACAGUACCGUCCCUGUCACAGUGGAGGUGAUUGAUGAAAACGACAACCCGCCCGAGUUCAGCAAGUCGUCCUACAUCGUCAAGAUUCUAGAGAAUAUUAAUGCUGGGGCUACAGUGCUCGUCGUCAAUGCUACUGAUUUGGACUCCUCCCGAGAGUUUGGCCAGGCCUCACUCAUCUACUCCUUGGAGGGAUCCUCCCAGUUUCGUCUCAACUCGCGCUCGGGAGAGAUCACCACCACAGCUUUGCUGGACCGAGAGCUGAAGUCAGAGUACAUCCUCAUUGUCAGAGCUGUAGAUGGAGGAGUGGGUCCGCAACAGAAGACCGGCAUUGCCACGGUGAACAUCACCAUCCUGGACAUUAAUGACAACGCCCCCCAGUGGAGGGACGAGCCAUACCAUGCCAAUGUGGUGGAGAUGAGCCCAAUAAACACAGAUGUCAUCUCUGUGCUGGCAGUGGACCCUGACAACGGGGAGAACGGCACUGUGGUGUACAGCAUCAGUUCCGAGAACCCAUUCUACACCAUAAACAGCAACACUGGGAAGAUUCGCACCAGCGGAGUAACCCUAGACAGGGAAAGCUCCAAUCCCGGGGACACAAUGCUCAUGAGGACCAUCAUCAUCUCAGCUGCAGACCGAGGUACACCUCCACUGCGUACAUCAGCCAGCGCCACAGUAUUUGUCAACCUGCUCGACCUCAAUGACAACGACCCCGCCUUUGUCAACCUGCCAUUUGUGGCUGAAGUACCAGAAGGACUCCCGGUGGGAUCAUCAGUGUUUAAGGUUCAGGUGGAAGACCCUGAUCAGGAUAAGCACGGUUUGAUAACGAUGGCCCUACAGAUGGGUAUGCCCCGUUUGGACUUCUACCUGAAUACUUCCACAGGAAUCCUCACUUCAUCUGCAAUUCUUGAUCGGGAGCAGAUCGGACUGUAUCAUUUGAGGAUUAUAGCAUUCGACGCAGGGAAAUUCCCCCGCACUUCGACUUCAACUCUCACUGUCACUGUCCUAGACGUGAAUGACGAGACACCCACCUUCAACCCUGGUGUAUACAAUGUGUCCCUGAAGGAAAAUGUCCCUAGAGACCACGUUGUGGCACAGCUCAUCUGCACCGACGACGACGCUGGCCUGAACGCAGAACUGAGCUACUUCAUCACAGGCGGUAAUCAGGAUGGUAAAUUCAGCGUGGGCUUCAGAGACGGCAUUGUGCGGACAGUGGUUGGACUUGACAGAGAAACCCAGGCUACAUACACUCUGGUUGUAGAAGCCAUAGACAACGGUCCGGCGGGCAGCAGGAGGACAGGCACAGCCACUGUGUUUGUAGAGGUGCAGGAUGUUAAUGACAACAGACCCAUCUUCCUCCAGAACAGCUACGAGACCAGCAUACUGGAGACUGUGGCGCAGGGAGCCAGCAUCCUCCAGGUACAAGCGACAGAUGCAGACCAGGGGGAAAAUGGCCUUGUCCUCUACAGGAUCGUCACUGGAAACAGUCAUAGCCUGUUCAGCAUCGACAGACAAACGGGAUUGAUGACCAGAGGGCGCAGGCCUUUGGACAGAGAGACCAGCAGCUCUCACGUGUUGGAAGUGGAAGCCUACAACAGUGAUGAAGGCAGCAUGAGGAGCACUGUGAGGGUGAUCGUAUAUGUGGACGACACAAACGAUGAGGUGCCGGUAUUUACCCAGCAACAGUACAACCGUCUUGGCCUUAGAGAGACUGCUGGGAUUGGUACCUCUGUGAUAGUGGUUCGUGCUGCAGACCCUGACACAGGUGAUGGUGGAGCGGUAGCUUAUGCUCUCGUUUCGGGCUCGGAUCACAAGUUUGAGGUGGACGUCAGCACGGGCCUGGUAACCACAGUGGACUAUCUAGACUACGAGACCAAGACCACCUACCUGAUGAAUGUCUCAGCCACAGACCAGGCCCCGCCGUUCCACCAAGGCUUCUGCGCGGUCUACGUCACUUUGCUCAAUGAACUCGAUGAAGCGGUGGCCUUUUUCUCAGCCGGUUAUGAAGCCUCGCUGCGUGAGAAUAUUGCCACGGGUACAGAGGUGGUUCAGGUGCAGGCCCAGUCAGCUGACAACUUGAACCAGCUGACUUAUAGAUUUGAUCCGGAUACAUCUCCAGCAGCCCUGGCCCUCUUCAAGAUAGACAGCGUCACGGGUCGGAUCACAGUUACAGGUCUGCUGGAUAGAGAGAAGGGUGACACGUACACCUUGACUGUCGUAGCUGAUGAUGGAGGACCUAAAAAAGACUCAACUGUGGUAUGGAUGCUUACUUAUGAAUUGAUAUCUGCCGCAAAGACAAAGGUAUUAGGAAGAAUCUCUUCAGUAAUUAAACUAUGUCCAAAUUGCAGGCAUAAUCGAUUAUUUUGUUAA
Entelurus aequoreus (snake pipefish) is the source of this 4437-nucleotide messenger RNA. Its product is annotated as cadherin-23-like. The record is from RefSeq and is a predicted model, not a curated record. Gene Ontology annotation, cellular component: plasma membrane; catenin complex. Lineage: Eukaryota; Metazoa; Chordata; Actinopteri; Syngnathiformes; Syngnathidae. Gene Ontology annotation, molecular function: cadherin binding; calcium ion binding. The transcript is spliced from 32 exons. Bases 1 to 4437 code for a protein of 1478 amino acids. Gene Ontology annotation, biological process: homophilic cell-cell adhesion.